CAUGAGAAUCAAACGCAUUCCCCGCGGAAGGAUUCUUUUCAACCACCGCUCGUUGUCUGAAAACAUUGUGCGGGGCAUCGAGAAUGCCAUCAGCACGGACCCAGGGGUGUGGGAUAGGCCCGAGCUCGUGCUUGCGCCAGUUGACCGCCAUGACAUUGUCGGCGGCCAGGGAAGACGGAUCACGCCGGCCGAAUUCUUGGAAAGGGACCCGGCAGAGUUCGACUGGUACGCUGUCUGUGGUCAGCAUACCGUUGAGGCCAUGAAGAGAUUGGUCAGAAAGGACUCCCCGACAGUUAAAGUCUAUGGCCUCAACGCGUACUCUAAGGUGCGGGUCGUCUAUUUCGGAGAUGAUCAAGCACGAGGGUAUUUUAAUGUCUCCUGCUUCGACAACACACGAGAAAAUCGCUCCAUGAUGUUGUCAUUCGAGGACGCUGUCCGUGACAUCAGGCAAUGGUGGAUAGACAACAAUGGAAUCGAGGCCCCGAAAGCCAAGGUCAGCGAGAAGGAUGCGGUGGUCGUUGCACAUCAGAAGACGUGGCAGAACUUCUUGAGGGCCUGCAUGGGGAAGGCAUGCAACAAGGCGUUUGUAAAGCAAGCUCUCGAGAAUGAGUACAGUAAGGAUUGGAGUAAUAAACUCCAGGGCUACAUGAACCUCGCCACAUCCAGUGACGCAGUGUGGCCGCUGGUCGAGAGGUUCUUCGAGAUGUUCAACGAAGAAAAGCUGCCAGUUGGCGAUGGCAAGAUCCCGCUUGACAUGCCCAAGAGGAUGGAAGGCCGCCUGCCAGGCCCGUACACCGACGAGACCAAGGGACAAAGAACAUUGUACCAUUGCAUAUAUGCAACAGAUGGUCCCAAAGGCUCCACCGUGUCGUGGAAGGAUCUCUGUCCUUCCUACUUCAAAAAUUUUGGGGAUUUGACAUGUCGUGAGAGGGAGGUUGCGUUGCUCCUGCUCAUGAAGGGGAAGGUGGUCGCAACGAACGUCAAGGUCUUGCCUCCAAGAGCGAACACAGAGUGCCUCCUCGACAUCAUGCGAAAGGAGCGGUACAUGGUGCGUAUGUUCAAUUAUGUUCUGUUCCGCGCCGAGGGAAGGGCGGACGACGAAUGGAAUAACGCGUUCUUCAUGUCGUACAAGGACCUUGAAGACAGGUAUGGGCCAAACGGUCUGUGCGCUGCUGAAUGGGAGAAGGAACGGGACAAGUUACAUGUCAAUAAGGUGAAGAUGGUCCCUCCACGACUUGUAGGAGUGGAGGAGGCAAGGCAAGGUGCGGGCUUGGGGCCUACGACGACAAUGUAUAAGGAGGCUCCGUUUCACCUUAAGGUCUUCAUAUACACUGCAAUCGAUAAGCUCGAUUUGCUUCGCGCCGAGGUGAAACGGAUCACCUCCAGCGCGCGUCAUAUUGUGUGGGACAAGCUUGGCAAACAAACGACGUUGCUACCUGUGUGCAUGCCAUCGAAGGAAGUGUUGGCAGCGCCAGACGACAUCGUCACUGCAACACAAAAAAUGACAUGCAGGGCCCCCAUCGUGGACCUCCCAUCCUCGAACUUCAGCACGGCGUGGACCUCUCACGAAUUUGAUGCCUUGCACACAUUGAUGACCAAGUGUUGUGGCCAGAAUUGGGUGUUUUUCUUCUUUGCGCCGCAGAAGGUGCAAAGCGAUGUUCAGCGUCACUUGUUCCGCUGGGAGGACGUCGAAGUCAUCCCCGGGACCUGGAAACGGGUGGACAUGCCACCGAACGACAUCACACGAUAUGGCAAUAUGGCUACAACGAGUCGAGAUAUGAUGACCAUUGUCCUGCACGCCGAGGGAGGGGAUCUGAAAAAAGUAACUGUCAAACCCCGACUCUACAACGACCUCACAACCGUGCACGUUGUGGAGGAGAAGUUCGGGAAGUGUCAAGGAAAACAUGGUGGGAUAGAGGGCAAUGAUAGUGCGGUGUAUUCCAUCUGGGAGCGAGAACCUGGAAAGUUACGUUCGUUGUGUGGGUCAUUUGUCGGAGACGCGGAAGGUGUGCUUUUGUUCGGUAGAGCGCACGCAGGUCUUGUGUGGGAGUUAUUACUGGCAGGUAAUAAUGUCAUUGCCUGCGACGAGUCGGCCAAGGACAUUGCAUAUCUGACAAAGUUCGUCGAUAUACUUGUGAAGGAUGAGAGAUUCGACUGUCAUGUCGAGAAGCCACGUUGCAAACAUUGUAGCAACAGGGACAUGUUCCACAAGUUGGGACGCAAGAGACUGAAGGUGUGGGAAUACCUGUUCCGCGAUGCGUCGCAAGGACGGCUUGACGGGAAUUACAUCUACAGGAAAGCAAAGGCGACAGAGACCCUGCAACAUUACCACGGUGCUCUUACUGGCGUCUUUGAGACUUUUGUUGCUCGAUGCGAGAUCCUGAAGUUCGAUCUUCAUAAAGACCAGCUGACGUCCAAGGACUACGCUGACCUCGCGAAAUCGGGUAACGGCUUUAACCCCGUCGACAGCGAGGAAAACUCUUCGGAGUCCGACCUCGAAUUGGACAAGGACAAGGGUGGUGAAGGUCCGACCGGUGGCAUGGUGCGGUCACACGAUGAAUGGACCGUUCGCUCGCAUGAAAGAUCCGUACCGGUGGCCGCCCACAGUGUUGGCUCGAUGGUGGCCCCCAUGGAGGGCACCGGUUUUCCAAACAUGGGAAUAUGUGGUCCCAAUGAUGAAGAUGACAUUGAUAUGCUAGGCGAGGCGUCGAAGCUCGUAUCAGGCGAUCCAAUUCCUCCCGGCUAUUGUGCCGAUCCGACCACAAUUUAUUGUAGUAAUGCUCAUUGCAUUCUAUUUGUUGUCAUGUUCGCCGGAUGUCAAAGGACACUUGGUUGAAAACGACGGAACUCGCGAUUAUGUAUCGCGUGCAAAAGGAGAAUCCGGGGCAGAGCGAGG
Molecule: messenger RNA, 2896 nt
Organism: Chara braunii
Lineage: Eukaryota; Viridiplantae; Streptophyta; Charophyceae; Charales; Characeae
Source: the annotation of a GenBank genome assembly